Messenger RNA from Daktulosphaira vitifoliae (grape phylloxera), 1767 nucleotides. RefSeq names its product adenylosuccinate lyase (gene Adsl). The transcript has 9 exons. Gene Ontology annotation, biological process: 'de novo' AMP biosynthetic process. Gene Ontology annotation, molecular function: (S)-2-(5-amino-1-(5-phospho-D-ribosyl)imidazole-4-carboxamido) succinate lyase (fumarate-forming) activity; N6-(1,2-dicarboxyethyl)AMP AMP-lyase (fumarate-forming) activity. The coding region runs from base 102 to 1547 and encodes 481 amino acids. The record is from RefSeq and is a predicted model, not a curated record. Gene Ontology annotation, cellular component: cytosol. Lineage: Eukaryota; Metazoa; Arthropoda; Insecta; Hemiptera; Phylloxeridae.
UAAAGUUACAAUAAUCACAUUGUAACUGUAACAAGUAACUGCAUGUUAUUUAAAAUUUAGAAUUUUCUCACAGAUACAAUAAGUUUUAUAAUACAUUCGAAAUGUCUUGCGCUACUUAUGAAACUUACGUUUCGCCAUUAUCUACAAGAUACGCUUCUAAAGAAAUGAAGUAUAAUUUUAGCGACAAAAAAAAAUUCACUACCUGGAGAACUCUUUGGAGUUUGUUAGCCCAAGCUGAAAAGGAACUUGGUUUGGAUAUAACUGACGAACAGGUUAAAGAAUUACGAGAUAAUAUUGAAAAUGUCGACUUUGUGGCUGCCGCCAAUGAGGAAAAACUCACUCGACAUGAUAUUAUGGCUCACGUGCAUACAUAUGCCCAGUGUUGCCCAACGGCAGCGCCUAUCAUCCAUCUAGGAGCCACAUCAUGUGAUAUAGGGGACAAUGCUGACCUGGUAGUAAUCAGAGAUGCUUUUGAAAUUCUUCUACCAAAACUAGCUGGUUGUAUAAAGGCUCUAGCUGAAUUUGCUAACAAACAUAAAUCUUUGGCUACUCUAGGUUUUACUCAUUUUCAACCAGCUCAGUUGACAACUGUUGGGAAAAGAGCGUGUUUAUGGCUUCAAGACUUGUUGUUAUGUGAAAAAACUUUAAGUCGAGUAUGUAGUGAUCUUAAAUUUCGAGGAAUCAAAGGAACUACUGGAACACAGGCAUCAUUUUUACAACUUUUUAAUGGUGAUUAUGAAAAAGUAAGAAUGUUGGAUGAAAAAGUUACUAAUUUUGCUGGAUUUCAAUCGUCUUACUCUGUAACUGGUCAAACAUAUCCUAGAAUAGUUGAUGCAGAAGUCGUUUCAUCUUUAAGUAUGCUUGGAUCUGCUGCUCAUAAAUUGUGUACUGAUUUGAGAUUGUUGGCUGGCAUGAAUGAAAUUGGUGAACCCUUUGAAACAACUCAAAUUGGUUCCAGUGCAAUGGCCUACAAGCAAAAUCCAAUGAGAAGUGAAAGAGUAUGUUCUAUUGCUCGUUAUUUGAUGAAUUUAGUUAAUAAUCCAUUGAAUACUGCAUCAGUUCAAUGGUUAGAGCGUACAUUAGAUGACAGCGCAAACAGACGUCUUUGUUUAUCAGAGGCAUUUUUAGCUGCUGAUAGUAUAAUGUUGACAUUACAAAAUAUCCUCGAAGGAUUGACUGUAUUUCCUAAAGUUAUUUCAAGAAAUAUUGAUAAAGUAUUACCAUUCAUGGCAACAGAAAAUAUUAUCAUUGCAAUGGUAAAAGCUGGUGGAGAUAGACAAGUUUGUCAUGAAAAAAUUCGUAUUUUGUCAUUGGAAGCCGCCAAUACUGUUCGUGUUGAAGGUCAAGAUAAUGAUCUCUUAGAUCGAGUAAUGAAAGAUCCAUAUUUUUCUCCAAUACUAGAUCAGCUGCCACAACUUUUAGAUCCAUCAACAUUUAUUGGAUGUGCUCCUAAUCAAGUGAAAUAUUUUUUGGAAGAAGAAGUGAAUCCAAUUGUUAACAAAUAUGUUUCUAAAAUUAAAACAACAGCUACAACAUUAGAAAUUUAAUGUGCUGAAAUACUUUUUCAAUACCUAUCAAUAUAUAUUAAUUUUGUGAAAUUGUAUUUUUAAUAUCUAGUUGCAUUUUAUUAUUACCUUAUUAAAGAAAAAGUUUAUGUAGUUUUAUAUGAUGUAUUAGUCUAAACUAAAAAAUUUAUUUAAUUUUAAAAUUCUAUUAUCAUUGUUAAAAAAUUAUAUUUUAAAUAUAAUUCUACUAUUACUACUACUA